Molecule: messenger RNA, 1652 nt
Organism: Mytilus californianus (California mussel)
Lineage: Eukaryota; Metazoa; Mollusca; Bivalvia; Mytilida; Mytilidae
Exons: 4
Coding region: 177-1442 (421 amino acids)
Source: RefSeq, a predicted model, not a curated record
GGAAAUAAAGUGGCUCAUUAAAUCAUUUGAAAAAGUAAAAUCAAGUGACUUAAACAUUAAAAUAAGAAGUUUUUGUACUGCAAUUGCAAAAGUCAAUAAAUUGUCUGGAACUAGUGAGUUCAUCUUUUAUGCUUUUCCCUUGACUUAUCUCCCUUGGGUAAAAUCUCCACUCCAAGAUGUCAGCUUCCAGUGAUGGUUUGACAGAUGACAUUUGUAGUGAAGUUUGUGACUUUUCCUAUCUUGGAGGAGCAUGUGGGAUAUCCCAGCACUAUUCAUCUACAUCUAAUACACUUCUUAAAGUAUCUGAAUGCACCAAACCCACUACUAUUCAUCUCAAACGUCUGAAUAGUAGUGCGAACUGUGAAUUUCCAGAAGGUCUUCUUAUCCUGUAUAGGAGUGGUAUUUUUUCAAUAGAUGUAACAUCAACUCGGCUAAUCACAUGUACUAAGCACAGGGACUUUUAUGGUAUCCAUUGGAGAAAUAAUCGUGCACGAUGUCAACAUCCAGACCACGCCUCUUCCAGCAAAGCCAAGGCUGACCGAGGAUCUUCACCUUUGUUGUGCAAGCAUAACUGGCUGUAUACUCGACAAGUUAUUCCCGUAGGAACAGGGCUGUGCAAACAAUGCUCAAUAAAGAUGAAGAAUUUUGUAAUAAGUGACAAGACUCAGGUCAAACUAAAUAUAGAAGAAGAUGUUGAAUUGUUUGAGAGAUUGUGUGGGCGCAUUGUAGGUAUCCAUGAAGAUAAGGAAGAUACAGAUUUAGAUCUAGACUCACAGUUAACCUUUUUGUCGACAACAACGUUAACUGACCUUUCACAGCAGUCAACAUCAGAUUGGGAGGCUGAUAAUGCUUCUGAAAGAGACAAAUUCAACAGGGCUAUGAAUAUUCUCGGCAAUGGAAAGUUUCCCACUUUAAAACAUCAAUUAAACCUUCCAUGGGAUGAUGUCUCAAAAAGUACAAAGGCAAUGUAUUUGAAGUUUACCUCUGAUAUUGUUAAUUUGAUCAUUCAAUAUAUUGCACCAGGGCAAGAAAACAAAAUUAUGGCAGACUUAAGUGAGAAAUACAUGUAUCUCAAUGAUGACAAUCAGACAACACAUGAUGACAUGACAAAAGCACUCAUACAAGCAUAUUUGGACCAAAAUAACAGUCAAACUCAAAUUCAGAUUCUUUCCUUGUUUGUGCAAAAAUUUACCAAACAGAAGCUAAUUGAAUUAAUUCCAGGACUUACUAUGUCAAAAAUUGAUAGAGCUAGGAAACAUGCUAAUUUGGAAAAACCUGGACAAAUGAUAAAUUCCCCAAGGAUAUACAGAAUGCGAUUAAGUCAUCCUCAACUCAUGCAUUUUAUUGAGUUUAUUUCUAGCCCAACUUACCAUCAAGCAGUUGGAUAUGGAUCAAAAACUCUACAGCUUUCAUCUUGUGUGGAAAUGAAAAUUCCAAGGUAGUUCGAAGCAUUAUUUCAUCAAGACUCAUAAAGGCAUACAUGGCUUACUGUAAAGACCAAGAUUAUGAUACAUUUUCAAGAUCAACAUUAUUUAACAUUCUUAAUGCCUGUAUUGCCUCUCAGAAAAAAAUCUACAUGGCUUAGACAACACCACAGCCGAUGGUAUGAAAGCAAUGGAAACAUUGACUGAUGUGAUCAGUUGUUUGGACUA